Didymodactylos carnosus is the source of this 1735-nucleotide messenger RNA. The record is from the annotation of a GenBank genome assembly. Lineage: Eukaryota; Metazoa; Rotifera; Eurotatoria; Philodinida; Philodinidae.
CUUUAAUAAACUGGAAAAUCGUGUCUAUACUGCAUUUAAUUUUUAUACAGAGGUACAUGUCUGUAAUGGACGACAGAAAUUUCCACUCUCAGUCCUACCAUUAUUCAGUCCUAGCGUAUCUUAACCGUUGAAAUCGAGGGAGAAAGGAAAAGUCAGGCAUAGAAGAUAAUGGACACAUUUUUCUCUUACAUUGAGGAUACUGACACGAAUAAAAGAUAUUAGGAGAGCCUGUUUUCAAGAUAGACUCAAGAAUUAGGGCGAUAAAAUAGGAGUAGCCGUCUUUGUAUGAUCUUUGAAUACGCUACCUUUCAUAUUUGAAUAAAUGAAUGAGAAUGGUCUUGCUUUAAGGUGCCGCUAGUAAUCAUAAAUGCCUUAUGCAAUACAAGAAGGUGCAUAUCGUCUUUGCUCUCUUUUAUACCUGAUUUGACUUAUCAAAAUUCGAGAUUUUGAUUCUAUUUUUUCGAUCGUUUGGUACAACAUACGUUUCUUUUUUUACCAUUGUUUGAAGGUAAAGGUCAUUGUUUUUUUGUGGGUUUAAAUGCUUUUUUGUAAAACUUUUACCUCGAUAUGAUAUAAAGUAUUUAUUGUAAUAUAGUAGAGUUUAGUAACUCACAGCAUUUUGAGCCAGUAAGAGAGCUGGGAAAUAUAUUUGUCACCUUUCUUUACCACAAUGUUGAACUAUGUUUUACUUAGAUAGUUUGGGAUCAUAGACGGAAUUUUUUCUCAGACAAGACACCAAAUCUAAGUAGUUCCUCGUGUAUAGGCUCAGUUAACAGAAGAACAUCAUGUUCACUUCCUCCUUUAUGUCUUGUGACACCAAACCGGUGUAACUGUACAUUUCGAACUUGCACAUCCACAGUUAGAAAGAUUUCAUUUUAUAGACUUCAGUUCUCUUCCAGCUGUAUUUCCUUAUAAACCUGAUUCUAAGUGACAGAACGACAAACAAACAACAUAAUUUAGAACGACAACAUAAUUCCAUUUUUAAAAGUGGAAAAAUCUUUCAACAGGUUACAAAUCUCUCAUCAAUACUCCAAAAUCGUUCGUUUUUAUUAGUCGUUGGUUACUCAGAUAAAUGUAACACAUCAUCAUUUGUAUUUUUAUCUUUCACUGUAUUGUCAUCAUCAUCAUCAUCAUCAUCAGUGGAAUCCGACUCUGACGAACUUAAGUCUGACGAACUCGAUUUCGAUAGUCGAUCAACUUCAACGACUCCAUCUUCAUUAUCAUGAUUAUUUCCCGCAUCAGUAUUAUUGGGCUAUCUUGAGAACAAUACAGGCAGCAGAUGUUUGUAACUCAAUUAGUACUAUGUAUUUACUUGUUAUUGAGAAUGUUCAUAUUUAGAUACCUCAAAGCCGGACUAUUUUGUUGUACAUCAAGGUAAUCAACAGAUGUCGUUUGCUGUGUAGAACAUUUUGUUGCCUGUGCGAGACUAGAUGGUAAAGGCGAAGAUCAUGAGUUUAAAAUUGAAAGAUUCGUUAAUGAUGAUGCUGGUUGCGCGACAGAGACUGAUAGUGAUGGAGGUGAUGAAUAUAAAACUGGAAUGUUCCCCAAUAAUACUGAUGCGGGAAAUAAUCAUGAUAAUGAAGAUGGAGUCGUUGAAGUUGAUCGACUAUCGAAAUCGAGUUCGUCAGACUUAAGUUCGUCAGAGUCGGAUUCCACUGAUGAUGAUGAUGAUGAUGAUGACAAUACAGUGAAAGAUAAAAAUACAAAUGAUGAUGUGUUACAUUUAUCUGAGUAA